AGUCCUCCCUCUGUCACUAUCUCUAUACCGUUGGCUCCCAAACCAGGAUACUAGAAUACUAUUACUACCUUGACACAUCUCUUUGAGACGUUCUUCCUUGAUAUGGAUCUAAGGGGGUUUUGCCUGAGUGAAAACGUCAAUUUUCUCAGCCAGCACAACCACCUGUUGGUCUCCUCAAACACCGACGACGCUCCGUCACCAGAUGAUACAUGUAACAAGACGGAUUCCCCCAGCCCUACCUUCGCCCUGGACAGCACCACGCCAUUCAGUCCAAGCUCGGACAGCAGUGGAUACAGUUUAUUUUCACAGGGUCACUCGAUGGACCCGGAAUCCCCGAGUUCGAGCAGCAGCGGCAGCGUUGUCAGCGCAGCACCGGACACUAGCGGUGCAGCUAAGUUUUGGUCGGAGCGCAGUUUGGCGCUCUCGGCGCACGUUGACUCCAUCCUCAAAUGUGACUACCUAUCGUCUCUGCGCCCUGGACCUAAAAGGCUGUGCCUAGUUUGCGGCGACUUUGCAUCGGGAUAUCACUACGGAGUAGCGUCGUGUGAGGCAUGCAAGGCUUUCUUCAAGAGGACAAUUCAAGGUAACAUUGACUACAGCUGCCCUGUGAUGAAUGAGUGUGAGAUCACCAAGCGUCGGAGGAAGUCGUGCCAAGCGUGCCGCUUCCAGAAGUGCCUGCGCGCCGGCAUGAUGAAGGAAGGUGUUCGCAUGGACCGAGUCAGAGGAGGACGUCAGAAGUACAAGAGAAGGGGGGACUCUGGCCUCUCUCUUUAUACGAAGGCCCCCGACACACACCCUGUCAAGUCCAACGGAAACAAAGUCAUCUCCCAGCUCCUCUUGACAGAGCCAGCCCCCCUAUGUGCCACGCCUGACAACUCAACCAAUGAUGACAACCUUAAAGCCCUGCUGACGCUGUGUGACCUCCUAAACAGGGAACUCCUGGUCAUGAUUGGCUGGGCAAAGCAUAUCCCAGGCUUCUCUGCCCUUUCAUUGGUGGACCAGAUGGCCCUGCUGCAGAGUGGUUGGAUGGAGACACUGGUCUUGUCAGUGGUGUUUCAGUCUUUGGGCUAUGGGGAGGAGCUGGUGUUUGCUGGGAACCUGCGUCUGGACCAGGCCCAGUGCAGAGCGGCAGGACUCUCUGACCUCUACACCGCCCUGAGACAGCUGACCACCAAGUACCAGCAGAUGAACCUGAGCCAAGAGGAGGUGGUCACUCUCAAGGCUAUGGCCCUCGCCAACUCCGACGCAGAGAACCUGGAGAAUGCGGAGGCAGUGCAGCGGUUCCAGGACGGACUCCAUGAGGCCCUGCAGGAGUACGAGAGCUCCCAGCACACAGCAGAGCUCCACCGGGCAGGCAAGCUUCUCAUGACCCUUCCCCUGCUCCGGCAGACUGCCAACCGCGCCGUGGACACCUUCUGUAGACUCCACCUGGAGGGCCGCGUGCCCAUGCACAAACUCUUCCUGGAGAUGCUGGACGCCAAAAUAUGACUGUUCUACUACACCUAACCUCCCAUUGGCCCCCACAAACCUUAACCAGGUGCUCCAUUGUUGAGGGGUCAGAAGUUCAGGGCUUGGUGGUUCGCAGUUUUAUGACAAGCCAUGGUGUCAUGGAACAAGACUGACUUAUAAGUCAAGGGCUCUAUUCAAUCCGUGUCGCGGAAGUUCAACGUUAAAGUGUGAUUGAAAUUUAAAGGCAAUGUUCCCGCAUUAGCGGAGACUGCAUUCACUGUAAACUUUUGUCUAUGUCAGCUCAAUCGGAAAUGACCUUUUACAAUGCUAUCGUGCAAUCUAUAACGCUUCAGUGAUAAACACUGAAUAGUCCCAAGUAUAGCAUAUUUUUGAGGUACUUUUUCAGAGGAGAGUAUGUACAAAAUGUUUUUUUUAUAUCAUGGCGAUUUUCAAGCCAUGAUAUUCAGUCAAUAUGAAAUUAUGUUACUCAUGUGAAAACAUAAUAGCACUACGGUUAUUGACGAUGCAUUCUGGUAGCUAGAGACCACAUAGCCAAAUGCCUCCAAGCAGUUAGCCAGGCUGAACCAAACUAUUAGUACUGCUAUCAUUACAAACAGCACAUUCUUCUGACUUCCCUGCCUUACCAUACUGUACUAAGAAGGUGCGACGCCAUUUUUUAUUUUAUUUAUGUAUUUAUUACAUGAUCGCUGUACAAAGACAUGAACUGCUUUCAUACUAGCAUGUAUGCUUUUGAAUAAAAUGCUUUUGGAAUUAAA
Molecule: messenger RNA, 2225 nt
Organism: Oncorhynchus gorbuscha (pink salmon)
Lineage: Eukaryota; Metazoa; Chordata; Actinopteri; Salmoniformes; Salmonidae
Product: estrogen-related receptor gamma-like
Exons: 7
Coding region: 103-1488 (461 amino acids)
Biological process (GO): regulation of DNA-templated transcription
Cellular component (GO): nucleus
Molecular function (GO): zinc ion binding; nuclear steroid receptor activity; steroid binding
Source: RefSeq, a predicted model, not a curated record